Molecule: messenger RNA, 570 nt
Organism: Aspergillus vadensis CBS 113365
Lineage: Eukaryota; Fungi; Ascomycota; Eurotiomycetes; Eurotiales; Aspergillaceae
Exons: 1
Coding region: 207-455 (82 amino acids)
Source: RefSeq, a predicted model, not a curated record
UGGAUGGUGGGUGGUGCAACGUUUGUUCAGAGGACGAAAGUUGCAGCGGAAGAGGGAGUUCGACAACGUCAUGGAUAAGGAAUGAUGGGCCUCAGCGCCCAGGCCUUCAGGCAGCCUUAUCCUGAUAUGGGCUAGCGCAGCGCUAAGGUUUAGACUAGCCGAGGACAGUUAGCGGGGCCUGCUGCAACCAUGACGUCGACGCCGUCAUGGCUGGCCAGUUUGUGCCUCGUCGAUCCAAAGAAAACAUUGAUUCGCAGUUACGCUCAUUGUUGAAGGUCACCCUCAUCAUUAUAUCACUACUAUGGCUCCCCUGGUACUUUAUUUCCCCCCUCCUCCCACAUCCCUCCACCGGCUUCUCCGGAUAUCCACUCCCUCGCAGACAGACCCUUUCGAUCCUUCGUCUGUUUUUGUUUCUCUUCCCCAUCUAUAGGGUCUCGCAUCUCUCUCUCGAAUGAUAGAUAGAUACCUGUCGCAAUCAAUAACUUAGGUUGUGCUGGGACUCUUCCAAUCACCGACUCAAUAGCGAACUCAGAAAUCUUGACAAAAUACCGUUACAAUGGCUCUCAGCAG